AGUACUAGUAAAUUUUUAAUAAGCCGAUGCUGCCGAUGCCCGCCCGAUGCGGCCGUCGAUCCCGCAGUUAAUGCUGGUCAUUGGAACUAUUGAAUCAGGACAAAGACAAACAACAUGGACGGCGAUGCAUCGAGAGGCCGCGGUGGAGGCUUCAGAGGUGGCAUGAUGCGUGGUGGACCACGAGGACGCGGCGGACCAAUGCGAGGACGUGGUGGCCCACCAGGGAUGUUCAGAGGCGGCCCACCAAGAGGAGGACCCAGCCCCAGGGGUAAUGGACCCCCCAGGGGCGGUGGUGGCGACUUCAUGGGGGGCCGCGGUGGGGGCGGUGACUUCAUGGGCGGACGAGGCCGCGGGGACUUCAGAGGUCGAGGAGACUUCAGGGGUCGCGGUGACUUCUCGGGAGGCCGCGGGCGAGGCGACUUCCGCGGCGGACGAGGGGGAGGCAACGGAGACUUUUCGAGGGGCCGUGGGUUCCCACCCAGGGGUCGUGGCCCCCCUAGAGGCAGGGGAGGGCCUCCUGGUGACUUCUCGUCCAGAGGACGUGGCGGUUACUCUGGACCUCCCAGGGAUGGCAGUGGACCCCCGACUCGCGGAGGACCCCCGAUGCGUGGCGGAAUGCCCAUGCGCGGUGGAGGAGACGGCAUGAGGGGCGGCCCCAGGGGUAGCCCCAUGGGCGGUGGACCGCCCGCCAAGCGGGGGCGCUGGGAGUCUGGACCCAGUGCUGGUUUCCAGUCUGACUCCUUCCAGAGUGAGGACUGGUCGGGCGGCUACGAUAACAGCUAUGGCGCGUCUGCUCCCGCUGCUGCACGCAGCUCUUACGACCCUUACAGCGGCAACGAAAUGCCAGGGAAUGGGUACCAGCAGGGAGCCACCGGUGGCUAUGGAGACACACAGGCUGUCGGAGGCUACGACGGGGGCUACGGCAAGCCCGGCAAUCCCGCCUCGGACUUCCGCAGCAGCGGCGGGUACCAGGCAGUUGGCAACGGAGCGGGGGCCGGUUACGCGAGCAGCUACGGUGACAGAGGUUAUGGCGGCAGGCCUCCCGCGGAGACUGGCUUUGGCGGAGGUGGUCCCAGAUCAGGUGAUCGCUACCCACCCUAUGACAGCUUUGGCGGUUCCACAUACGGCCAAUCACGAGAUAGCUAUGGUGCUGGGGGCGGAGGAGGGCACUACUAGAGUGCCUCUGUAAAAAGAGAAAGAAAAAAAAUGGGGGACGGAAAAUGUCCACCCUUUCCAAACAGAACAUCACAAUGUCUCGCAUCACAUCCUCUCCCAUGUGACCGUGUCCUAGUGCAUACCCAUCACAAGAAAGCCAUACGACAAGCUCCCGUGAGAGGAGAGAGAGAAAAGGCGAAAUGUCGCGUCAUUAAGGACACUCUUUGCUUCAUCUGACAUUUCAUGUGACAUUUUCUUUUAUACGUGAUUCAAGUGCAAAAGCGGCGCACUCGUACCUUUUUUUCUUUAACACUGUGGCACCUUUUCUUGUAUGUGAAGUAGUUAAAUCAUUCCUGUUAGCGUGAACAUUUGGGUGCCACUUGCGUUAGUGAGGAAAAAACAUUUAUGUGCACUCCUGUGUUGUUUGUCUGUACAAAGAGGAAAGUCAAAGAUACAAAGUGUUGAAUAAAUGGACAAGACCAAAAAGAGAA
This is a messenger RNA of Ornithodoros turicata, 1646 nucleotides long. RefSeq lists its product as uncharacterized. The coding region runs from base 115 to 1176 and encodes 353 amino acids. The record is from RefSeq and is a predicted model, not a curated record. The transcript has 6 exons. NCBI's taxonomy places the organism in Eukaryota, Metazoa, Arthropoda, Arachnida, Ixodida, Argasidae.